Messenger RNA from Seminavis robusta, 1305 nucleotides. NCBI's taxonomy places the organism in Eukaryota, Bacillariophyta, Bacillariophyceae, Naviculales, Naviculaceae. The record is from the annotation of a GenBank genome assembly.
AUGUCGGUGAUAGGAUCCGUAUUUUCGGGGAUUAGGCACAGCCUAAGGGAAAGCUUUCUUGGAGGGGACAGGGAUAUCUGGGCCGAGACACUCAGGGCAGAGUAUGCCCACACCCCGGACGACGAAGAGCUUUCCGACUCGGACGACGAAGACAGCGUCUGUUCGUAUUUGUCCUCCAAGUACAACAGCAGACCGAGCUUGGUGGAAGCGAACACUGCCAAGGCGGCUGCCACAGAGGUUGCCUCCGAAACGAAGGAAGAAUCCACAACACCGCAGGAAACAAGCGCUACACCUGUGACAGACCAAAAAACAGAGGAAGCACCCAAUGUUGCCCCGGUAUCAGUCCCAGUAACUUCACGCUCAGCAGUCGUAGUCCCAGCACCCUCACGUCCAUUGGUGGACAAGUUGAAAGCUACAACAGAGGUGGCUUCCAAGACGUCCAUUCUAGACAUCUCAUCCCACUCCAACAAGGACGACGAUGGGAAGUCCAAAAGAAAGUCCAGAGUGCAUCGUUCCCACAGUCACCGCUCUCAUAGCCACUCUCCCCAUAAGGACAAGAAAAAGUCGUUGCUCCGAAGAACCAAAACAACCGGAUCCUCGGGUAAUAAGGGAUCCUCCCCUUCUAGAUCGGGAAGGUCCAGGAGGAGCCAAAAUCCCUUGGCCAGGAGCACUUGCAUGAAUGAAAAGCCAGCCUUUGACUGGGCGGCUUAUGGGAAAGCCAAAGAAAUUGUAGAGACCAGGAGACAACAAUUGUCGGUUGCGCAUGGGGAAAAGAAGCCAAGGGAUAUCACUCCUACCAGAAAGCCACGGGACGUCACCCCAACUAGAAAGUCCAGGGAUGGUACCCCCGAACGAAAGCAAAGGGAUGUUCAACCCGAGAGAAAGCCGAAGGAUUUUCAACCGGAGAGAAAGCCAAAGGAUUUGGCUCCUGAUAAGAGGCCAAAGGACGCCCCGCCAGAGAGAAAGCCCAGGGAUGUGGUUCCUGAACGAAAGCCCAGGGAUGUUACACCCACCAAAAAGAGUCGACCCUCGUCCACUCAUACCAAAUCGCCACGAAGACAACGAGAAUCGGUUUCUAAAUCGCCACGAAGGCCACGAGAAUCGGUUUCUAAAUCGCCACAGCGACAUUCUUCCUCUCAUUCCAAAUCGCCACGUAGGCAACGAGAAUCGAGUGCCAAAUCGCCACAACAGCGACAGUCGUCCUCAAACUCCAAAUCGACACAGCGGCGACAUUCUGCCGCCUUUUAUUCGUCUGUCUUACACAACAGCUUCCAGCACAUAUCCCUCGAUGAACGCAAAUAUUAG